AUGUUAAGAGGUCGCUGUGAUCCCCGAAGUUUAGAAUUUAAGGGUGAGGAAUUAGAAAACCAGGUAGCAAGACACAUGAAAUCUGAAGCUGCAAGACAGGAAUUUGAUCUAAUGAAAUGUAGUGUUCAGGCUGCUGAGCAAGCAAAAAUGGAAAUAGAAAAAAUUGGAAUUAGAAACCGUGGACAUAGGAGUAUCAAUACUUCCACGGUGAACAGCAGCAAUUCAAUUGAAAGCUGUGCUGCAAGCUUGGGGAUUUUAAAUCCCUCCGAGAGUGCUUCAGAUAAUCAAGACACUCAAAGGCCCCAGUCAAAGAAAGACGCUAAAGAAUUUGAAAUAGAUAAGGCUAGACUAGUGCUUAACUAUGUCAAUUCUUUGGAUUAUAGACGCAAACCUCGAGACAAUAGUGUUGUCAGCUUGGGUGUUUUUAAUGCUUCUGAUUGUUCUUCAGAUAUAGACAACGAAAAAGCACAGACAACAAUUUUAGAGAGUAAAUUAUUUGAAACAGAGAAAAUAAGUAUUGAGCUUAAUGAGGAGCUGAUACAGCUGAGACAAAAAGUUCAAUCCCUUGAAGAAGAACUCAGGAGUGAAUCCGAUAAGAGCAAGAAUUUAGAACUUCAAGUUGAACAACUACAGAGGAGAAAUCUAAUGCUAAGUAGAUCGGAUUCUAAAAAAAAGAGUCUUAGAUUGCAAAGAGCCACGACAAUAGAAAAACAGCUUACUAAGGAAAUUCAAGAUUUAAAAGACGUGAAGAAGAACUUAGAUGAUGAAAUAAAAAAAUUAAAACAAGAUGUGCAAGUAAAUGAGUUGCAGAUAACAGAACUAAAGGAACAAUUGGAGGCAGAGACAUAUUUCUCAUCUUUGUACAAUACUCAAGUGGAAGACUUAAAAGUUGAAGUAGGUGAAAAAAAUAAGCAAAUUCAAAAUCUUACCUCAGAUGGGCAAAGGGUACUUCAAGAAAAGUGUUUGAGAGACAGAAGUGUUGGACAUUGCAGGGUCUCCAUUAAUGCUCAGCUUCAGUUGGCCCUAGCUAAAGCUGACAGUGAAACACUGGCCAGGCAAAUCGCUGAGGAGCAGUUGUCAGACUUUGAAAAGGAGAGAACCAUGUUUGAGAUUGAAAUAAAAGAACUGAUGAGUCGCUUCAAAGUUGAAGUGGAAAAUUCUGAGAUUCUUAAGCACAACUUUUCAACCGAUAUUGAAAAACUUCAGCAAGAAAAUGAUAGUCUUAAAAAUAAGAUAGCAACACUGUAUAAAGAAGUGAAUAACUCCAAAAAGAAUGCUGUUGGGAAGUUAAAGAAGAAAUUGGAGGAAGAGAAACUGAAGAAAAUCCAAGAGCGUGAAAAAUGUAAUAAAAUGGUAGAGAAAAUGCAGAGGGAUGCUAUAGAAGCUCUGCAGUCUGUAUAUCAAGAAAACCAAGCUAGGCAAAGACUUCAGAUAGAAAUAGAUGCUAAAGACUCAGAACUAGAGCAGCUUAGGCAGAAACUAGCAUUUUUCUACUCAGACACUGCAUCAUUUUACAGUUGCGAUACCGAUGACAGCAAAACUGUGUCAGAGGAUUUAGGAGUGUCAUCAGAUUCCCACAUGGAGGGGUGGCUGGCAGUACCCAACCGCAACAACAUAAAGAAGUAUGGCUGGAAGAAGCAGUAUGUGGUUGUCAGCAGUCGUAAAGUUCUCUUCUUCAACACAGAAAAUGAUAAACAAAAUACAGAUCCAAUAAUGGUAUUAGAUAUAGACAAACUCUUCCAUGUUCGACCAGUGACACAGGGAGAUGUGUACAGGGCAGACGCCAAAGAUAUUCCUAGAAUUUUUCAGAUUUUAUAUGCAAGUGAAGGUGAGAACAGAAAACCAGACGAGGUUAAUCAAGAAAGUGCAAUUGCUCCUUUAGAUCGCUCAGGUGUUAUCAUCUAUAAAGGUCAUGAUUUAGUUCCAAUAAGCUUUCGUACACCAACUUCCUGUGGCUCGUGCCAUAAAAUUGUCUGGCAUAUGAUUCACCCACCUCCAGCCUUAGAGUGUAAACGUUGCCAUGUAAAAGUACAUCGAGACCACUAUGACAAGAAUGAAGAGUUUCUACCCUACUGUAAAGUAAAUUACGAUUCAAAUAUUCUGGCAAAGGAAAUGUUACUGCUGGCAGAGUCAACUGAGAAACAGAAAAACUGGGUUCAACAUCUUAGUAAAAAAGUAUCUAAAAAUGAUAUAGUCAGUUCAGGAAACCUCAGUACUGGUACUGUCAGGGGCACAAAGCAAUAUUCUUCUUAUGGACCUCAGCAGAGGGGCCACCCCCAGGCUGGUAAAUCUGCCACAUUGCCGCCACCUAACGCUCGUAAUUCAUGA
This is a messenger RNA of Physella acuta, 2328 nucleotides long. Its product is annotated as rho-associated protein kinase 2-like. Gene Ontology annotation, cellular component: cytoskeleton; cytoplasm. Gene Ontology annotation, biological process: peptidyl-threonine phosphorylation; actomyosin structure organization; mitotic cytokinesis. Lineage: Eukaryota; Metazoa; Mollusca; Gastropoda; Physidae. The record is from RefSeq and is a predicted model, not a curated record. Gene Ontology annotation, molecular function: Rho-dependent protein serine/threonine kinase activity.